AUGAGCUUCUCUGGCAAGUACCAACUGCAGAGCCAGGAAAACUUCGAGCCCUUCAUGAAGGCAAUGGAAACUCUGAGUUGGGAACUGUUGUUUUCCAGUAUUACAUUGAGGCUGAAAAAUGCACUGGUUAACAUGGAAGGUGACAACAAGCUGGUGACAACAUUUAAGAAUGUCAAGUCUGUGACUGAACUCAACGGGGACACACUGACCAGCACCAUGACAGUGGGUGACAUCGUCUUCAAGAGAAUCAGCAAAAGAAUUUAGAGAAGUGUGCAUUUCAUAUUUUCCUAUUGUGGAAAAU
Molecule: messenger RNA, 301 nt
Organism: Chinchilla lanigera (long-tailed chinchilla)
Lineage: Eukaryota; Metazoa; Chordata; Mammalia; Rodentia; Chinchillidae
Product: fatty acid-binding protein, liver-like
Exons: 4
Coding region: 1-264 (87 amino acids)
Molecular function (GO): lipid binding
Source: RefSeq, a predicted model, not a curated record